AAGAAAAGAAAGGAAUAUUAGUAACAGGAUCAAGUGAUAAAAAAGUAAAAGUAUGGAAAAUUAAUGAGAAAACAUUAAUUAAUGAAAAAGUAUUCAGUGGACAAAAUUGUGGAAUUGUAGGAUUAACAUUAAAUAAUGAUAAUAUUAGAAUUGGAUAUAAAAAUGGAGUUAUUAAAGAUAUAAACAUUGUCUCAGGAAUUGCAAAUGAAGUUGUUACUGGAUUUCAAGUUAAUGGAUUUACUUUUAAUGAACAAUUAGUUCUUGGAUAUGAAAGAACUGUAACAUUAUUAGACCCAAAUAAAUUAGAAAUAAUAGGUGAAUAUCAACAAACAGCAAUUAGAUUAAAAGGUCAUCAUGCAGGUGUAAAUCAUUUUGAUUUUAUUGAAGAUAAAAUAAUAACUUGUUCUAAUGAUAAAAAUAUAAUGGUAUGGGAUUAUAGAAAACCUGAAAUUCCUUUAAAAAUAUUACAAAAUCAUACAGGUGAAGUAAUUUUUAUUAAACAUGAAAAUGAUAAAAUUAUUUCUUCUUCUAAAGAUAUGACUUUAUCUUUAAUUGAUUCUCAAAAUUUUAAUCUAAUUAAUACCAUAAAUACACAUUCUAUUGUUUCUUCAUUUACUUAUGAUGAUAGAUAUUUAUUUUGUGGAUGUUCUUCUGGAGAGUUAAUGUUAUUUGAUUUCUCUUAA
Messenger RNA from Entamoeba dispar SAW760, 683 nucleotides. RefSeq names its product F-box and WD domain protein, putative. Gene Ontology annotation, cellular component: nucleolus. The record is from RefSeq and is a predicted model, not a curated record. Gene Ontology annotation, biological process: ribosomal large subunit assembly. Lineage: Eukaryota; Evosea; Mastigamoebida; Endamoebidae. The transcript has 2 exons. Gene Ontology annotation, molecular function: protein binding. The annotation marks the transcript as partial.